Messenger RNA from Oncorhynchus nerka (sockeye salmon), 3126 nucleotides. Its product is annotated as ras-related protein Rab-4B-like. Gene Ontology annotation, cellular component: recycling endosome; plasma membrane; insulin-responsive compartment. Gene Ontology annotation, biological process: Rab protein signal transduction; regulation of endocytosis; vesicle-mediated transport. Lineage: Eukaryota; Metazoa; Chordata; Actinopteri; Salmoniformes; Salmonidae. The record is from RefSeq and is a predicted model, not a curated record. The transcript is spliced from 8 exons. Gene Ontology annotation, molecular function: GTP binding; GTPase activity. Bases 100 to 741 code for a protein of 213 amino acids.
UGCCACAUUAGAAAACAACACCACAUCCUUUACAUACGGUACGAAGAAAUAAACGAAGAAAAGCCAACUGAGUCCAUCGUUUUUAAAGCGGGGGGCGACAUGUCUGAAACAUACGACUUCCUGUUUAAGUUCCUGGUCAUUGGAAGUGCUGGGGCAGGGAAAUCUUGCCUCCUGCACCAGUUCAUUGAGACCAAGUUCAAGCAGGACUCCAACCACACCAUCGGGGUCGAGUUUGGGUCCAGGGUGGUCAGCGUCGGGGGUAAGACGGUUAAACUACAGAUCUGGGACACAGCCGGACAGGAGCGCUUCAGGUCUGUGACUCGUAGCUACUACCGCGGAGCGGCAGGGGCGCUGCUCGUCUAUGACAUCACAAGCCGGGAGACGUACAACGCCCUGACCGACUGGCUGACAGACGCACGGAUGCUGGCCAGCCCCAACAUCGUCAUCAUCCUGUGCGGCAAUAAGAAGGACCUGGACGCGGACCGAGAGGUCACCUUCCUCGAGGCGUCCCGCUUCGCACAGGAGAACGAACUGAUGUUCCUGGAGACUAGCGCUCUGACAGGGGAGAAUGUGGAGGAGGCCUUCCUCAAAACCGCCCGUACCAUCCUCAACAAGAUAGAGUCAGGUGAGUUGGACCCAGAACGGAUGGGUUCAGGUAUCCAGUAUGGAGAUUCUUCUCUGAGGCAGCUGAGACAGCCCAGAGGUACCACCGCACAGACCAAGCAGCAGUGUAACUGCUAGGGGCCGGACCUCACCCUCACUCCUUCAGCCCCACUCCCACAUGCACAGGACGUGCCCUAAAGCUCGAGGUGUUUUGGGAUGUGCAGGACUCUUCCCCUUAUCCCUUCUGAAACCACUUACACACGUACAGCAUACCUUGACCAGUCGCCAUGGAGAUGACCUGCAACUCCUGACCAUUGGUAAGAGACUAUACUUCCUGCCAAGGGAGGUUACCCAGGCUCCUGGGUCCUAGGCUGGGAAACCCUGUGGUGUGAACUGUGCUGGGAACAUAAGAAGAAGAGUCCAUAUCUGGGAUGACUGUCAGGGUCAGGGGUUAUGUGUAGGGGAUUUCCUGUUUUUACCCUCCCUUUGUGGUUUUUAUCAACACAUUUACAUUUACAUUUAAGUCAUUUAGCAGACGCUCUUACACAUGCUUGCACACACACACACACAGAGUACACACACCAUCUGUAACAAAGUCCAUGAAGGAUGAAAUGCAAAACCAACUUCCUCAUUCAUACGCAGCCUGUUAGACUGCACUGUCAGGUUGCUUGAUGAUUGAAGUUCUUAUGUUUUACCCAUCACAGCGGGAGCACUCCCCAUUCGUCUGUUUUUAUGAGCUGAUUUUGAACCUUUGUUUGCACUGUACUUCUUAUCAAGCCUGCUUGUUCACCUUCUGAUAACCGGGGUCAAACCUAAGUCUCCCCAACCCGAGCUUGACUGCUCUGCAACCCCGAAAAGAGCCAUUUACCCACAACACCCAAGCAUGAGCAGAUAUUGGGUCAGUUGUGAAUGCUUCCUCUAUUGUCCGACCCAUUUCCCUUGAUUCUUCUCCCGGCUUCAGAUGUACACUUGUAACUGAUUCCACCGGUCUAAAUGUUACCACAUGUAACUCGACCUCGGGUAUAAAUGGUAUUGAUUCUAAUCUAAUGGACAACUUGUCCAAGGUUUGUUUUCAAUUCAUGCAAUUUAUCAAGUGGAGUACUGGCCUUACAGGAACAUUUCUUGACAUUGUAGAUGUAUACUGUCCCCCCCAGUCUACAUGUUUCCGAUCAGUCAUUACUAGCACCCCCAAAGGGAAAUCGAUUCACUCCAUGAGGCAAUCAGAAAGGCCUGCGGGUCAUGUCCAAAGCACAAUGGUGAGUAAGGUUUCAGUUCAGUCUUUUCUUAUGGUUUUCCAAAGGACCCCUUGUUAUUCCCCAUUAUCAGCUGCAUAUCUAAUGUUACUGCUUGCCUUUGCGAUGUAAAAUGCUACACUCUUGUCUCGUUCUCCGGCUCUAUCGCGCCCCUGGGGAGGUUAUCUCCGAGAAUCGUACCCCCAUCUUGGCCCUCUUCAUUUCUCUGCUGCUCUGAGUUCACAUGUAAAGACCGGUCACCGGGAGCUAGACUGGUUUCAGUGUCACUAGUGGGAAAUAUUCAGGUUACAGGGCCAGGCGGCUGUCUAAGAUUCAACUGCACUUUUUGUUUUUACAUGUCUUACACAUGAAGUCUUGCCUCUUCCACCUAUCAUUUUCUGUCUGUCAUAUAGAAUCGGGUUAUGAAACAUUUAGAAUUUCAGGCCCCAUGUACCCUUACCUAAUUCCUAAGCAAUGCUACUGUUUGCACUCCACUAAGAGCAGGUUGUUACACUGAACCAGCAUAGAGAAGAUGGCUAUCAAAAUGCCACUGUGACAUCAUCCUGAGAAAGAAUGGUCCCAUUUUGUGUUUAAAAAAAAGUCUGCUUUGUUAUUUUUGUUUCUCUUUUGCAAGUGCCACUUUUUUUUAUUGAGAUUGUUUAUAUACUGUAUCCAUAGAAUUGUAAGAUUUGUAUUGAUUGAAAAAUAUACUGUAAUAAAAAGAGCAAUUGGAAGUUAGUCAUUCCUUACUGAAGAACAACUGAGGGUUUUGUCCUUUCUCUCCAAGUGUUGACUGACCUGCCAGCCAGCUGUUCUAUUUUCCCUCUCCAGGGUUGUAGUAAAAUGAUUCCCUCUGCAAUUUUAUGUUGACCCAUUUGUCUGCUGCCGUUGUAGGAACGAUGCAACACUUGGGAGAUUUACUGUGACUUCCUGAGCCCGUGUUUGUGUACAGACCAGACUGACCGCAAAUCACGGCAGUAGUGUUGCACUCCAUGCUGCUCGACCCUAAUACCAUUGAACCCUGGUCUCAAUAAUGCCGAGUAUUCUAUUGGCUGCAUCGUAAGAACUUAAUCUUUGGGCUGUCAGCCUAUUAUUAACUUAGUCUGUCCUUAAUGUCUCCUGUCCUUUCUCCACUCGGAACGGAGCAGAAACUCAGUUGUUGCUUAGUAACCAUUUUAAGAACUACUGUACAUCUGAAUAAUCUAUGCUGUAAAUAAUAUUUGUUUGUCUAUUGGAUUGUUUUUGGCAGGGAAGGUUUGCUUGUUCAUUUUAAAGGUCUAUUCGAAAUCAA